AUGUUCAAAGAUGCCCAAGGAGUGGUCUCAAGAUGUGAUUCUUGUCAGAGACAUGGAAAUAUCUCAAAGAGAAAUGAAAUGCCUCAGAAUCUGAUCUUUGAAGUUGAGGUUUUUGAUUGUUGGGGCAUAGAUUUCAUGGGGCCUUUCAUCUCCUCACAUGGUAACCAAUACAUCUUGGUGGAUGUUGAUUAUGUUUCUAAGUGGGUAGAGGCAAUUGCGAGUCCAACAAAUGAUUCCAAGGUGGUGUGUAAGCUGUUCAAAAGCAUCAUCUUCCCAAGAUUCGGUGUGCCCAAACUCCUCGCUCUAAGAAUACCGAGGCCGUAUGAAGAGAAGAAGAAAUGA
Eutrema salsugineum is the source of this 342-nucleotide messenger RNA. RefSeq lists its product as uncharacterized. Bases 1 to 342 code for a protein of 113 amino acids. Gene Ontology annotation, biological process: DNA integration. Lineage: Eukaryota; Viridiplantae; Streptophyta; Magnoliopsida; Brassicales; Brassicaceae. The record is from RefSeq and is a predicted model, not a curated record. Gene Ontology annotation, molecular function: nucleic acid binding. The transcript has a single exon.